Molecule: messenger RNA, 2403 nt
Organism: Babesia bovis T2Bo
Lineage: Eukaryota; Apicomplexa; Aconoidasida; Piroplasmida; Babesiidae
Product: WD domain G-beta repeat family protein
Exons: 1
Coding region: 281-2368 (695 amino acids)
Biological process (GO): mRNA splicing, via spliceosome
Cellular component (GO): catalytic step 2 spliceosome
Molecular function (GO): protein binding; mRNA binding
Source: RefSeq, a predicted model, not a curated record
CUGUGUAUGAACAUUAACAGUUCCUUAACUAUAUUCUUUCACGUAGCGUCUAAAAUCCUCACUAACAACGUGCCUUGUGUAUUAACGCAAACAUUAUAGCGUGUCAAAGGAUAACUUUCUGUAAUAUAUUAUAUACUAUGGUCCAAAAUGUGGAAUGAUGAUAUAUAUUCUGCGUAUGUGUGUUAAUUUUGUCUUUGUUUAAGUGUUACAUCUGAAGCACAUUUGGCCCUAGAUUCGAAUACAAGAGGUUAUAACAUCUAUUAUACACAUAUCUAACGAUAUGGACGCCAUUGGAAGUUAUUACAGCGAUGAAGAGCCUGUACGUACAGACUCUCAACCUAAAUCGCAGAUUAAUAAUGUUGAGACGGAACCAUUAACUGCACCAUCGCAAAAAGGAUUACCAUUAAAGGCCGACACUGUUUUUCCAACAGGAUCGGCUCCUACAUCUAACUUCGCUAAUGUAGAGACUAUGGAUCUGGAUGCCAUCUCGGAAAGCUGCAGUUCUCGGGUUCAUUCCUCUUAUCAACGUUCUCGUCUUACUUCCGUCCAAGAUCAUGGUUCUAUUACAAACGACAGCACGGUAUCAAACACUUUAAAGGCUACGUCACUUGUCGUGUCUGAUCCUUCUACAACAAAUGUGAUUUCUGUUGAACUGGGGAGUCGGAACAAUGAGACCGGGAUUGUAUCGAUUGCGGCUUCUGAGGCUGAUACCGCGCCCAUAGAAACGCAAUCAGAUCGCAUUAGGGCUAAUAUGGAAUCUGUAGCCGUUUCACGCAUGAAAUCUCAUUUGCGUGAGCACACCCGUGAUGACGGUUUGAUGGGUAUGGCCAAUUAUCCAGUUGAUCAUCCUAUGCAUCGCAACAUAUCUUUGAUCGAUCGCAAUGAGCUUGAACGUUACGGUAAGGGUGGAAACAGUUUAGCUUUGAACGGUGACACCGGCAGUGGUGUGUUUGUAACUCCCUGUGGUUUGACAGAAAAGACAUAUUUUGAUGAGACUAGUUUUGACGAUCAGAUCCGCCAGGGUGACCUGAUGGUUUCCAUGGCUCACCUUGGUGCCAAUGAUUUAAAGCGCCGUAGACGUUUAAGUGAGUCUGAGAUGGAGAGUGAGGAUAUAUUCGGCCCUUGGUUGCCUUAUGAGGAAUUUGAUCAGCCGGCUGCUGACGUACCGUCUGCUGAAACUUCAGAUGAUGCUGAACGUCGCAAGUUACCCACCUUUGAGGCGAACACACGUAAGAUGCCUCAUGCUGGUUUGGCAUUCCCUAAUUGCACUCCUGAUGUUGCUUUACCGCUUAAUGAGGUUAUUGUUGAAGACGGCAAGCAGGAGACUCGUUAUGAUGGUGUGGCUGUUUCUAGCUUCCACCGCAAGAUAGACCCCAAUUCACCACCUAUGCGUUCUUGGUUGUUACCUCCGAAGAAUCUAAAAGCUUUUGACCCUGACAAUUACAAAUCACGUUUACCCAAGCAGGAGAUUCACACAUACACUGGUCACACCAUGGCUGUGCAGGCGCUUAGGUAUAUACCACGCACAGGCCACUGCUUGUUAUCGGCUUCUAUGGACGGAUUUGUUAAGAUAUGGGACGCUAACAACAAUCGCAAGUGUUUACGUACUUACAAGGGUCACUGCAAGGGUGUGAAGGAUAUUGCUUUUGCGAAUGCCGACGGCACAAAGUUUUAUAGUUGUGGCUAUGAUUCUAAUGUAAUUCAAUGGGACACUGAGUACGGCAAGGUGGUUGGUGUCUAUAACAUGGAGGCCGCUCCGUUUUGUGUGACUGUCUAUCCCUGUGAUGAGAACAUAUUUAUUGUUGGUGGCGCUAGCAAGAAAGCAUCCCAGUAUGACGCUCGUAGUGGCAAGGUUUCUCUAGAGUACAAUGCGCAUCAAUCCAAUGUUAACACGGUAACAUUUUUUGAUGAGAACCGUCGUUUGGUGACCACUGGUGAUGAUCGUCGUAUGGCUGUUUGGGAGUAUAACAUUCCUGUCGCUAUUAAGCAGCUUUCUGACCCCUCUAUGCACAGCAUGCCUGCGGUGGUGGCUCAUCCUAGUGAGAAGUUUAUUCUUGCCCAGGCGAUGAGCAACCAGAUAUUAGUCUACGAAUCCUCAGGCUCACGUUUCCGCUUUUUUGGCGGUAAGCGUUUCAAGGGUCACUUGUGCAGUGGUUAUGCUAUACGUCCUUCGUGCUCUCCGGACGGGCGUUAUGUUGUCAGCGGUGACGCCCGUGGACGUGUAUUUCUAUGGGAUUGGAAGACUUGCCGCAAUAUCUCUACUCUUUCUGGUCACAAGUCUGUUACCAUGGAUUGCCAAUGGCAUCCGCUGCAGCCGUCACGGAUUGCUACAUGUUCGUGGGAUGGCACAAUUAAGUUAUGGGAUUGAGUCGUUGUUCAUCUGUAAUAGAUGUGUACCACCAU